AUGAGCCAAAACCAAGGAGGCGUCGCUGGCCAGCCCAGACUCGAUCAAGCGUACGAGACAGCCGGCAACCCCACAGACAAAGCGCCAGUCGAGAAUACCAGAGCCCAGAUCAAUGCUCAGACCAACGAUGAGAAUGCCGUGUAAGUGAGGAGGACCGCAAGAAUCGAAAGACUCUCCAACAGAAGAUGAUGAUGGUGGAACUUAUAUGCCAAAUUAGAGCGCACCGAGACCCCAGCGAGACAGUAAGCUUCGACCAAGCCGUCCCGACAUCAAUGGCCCGAGGCAUCCGCGGCGCAGGCCCCGGCGAGGAGACCAAAGGCUACACGCAGGAGAGUCUGGACCGCGAAGAGCUCGAUGCGGACCAGAUGGGUGCUCCAGGAGAGGGGAAAGUCGCCAGUGCCGUGGAGCGUCACCCGGGAGCAGGAGGCAAGCAACCGGGGCUGGAAACGGACCUGGAGCGCAAGAAGGCCGAGCAGGCGCCCAUGCGGCAAGCCGUGCAGGAAGAGCAGCAGCGUGAUUUCGACGUGGGUGGGAUUCUGGGCCAGAGGGGAGGCGCGGCCGAUCCCGUGGGCAAGAACAACUAUCCCAACACGGGCAGUUCGUGA
This is a messenger RNA of Lecanosticta acicola, 605 nucleotides long. The record is from the annotation of a GenBank genome assembly. NCBI's taxonomy places the organism in Eukaryota, Fungi, Ascomycota, Dothideomycetes, Mycosphaerellales, Mycosphaerellaceae.